AUGAUUUUCAAGGCGAAACUCAAUUGCGCCGGGCUUUUUGCCCUCUCGAACCUGCUGCCAGUCCAGGCUAUCCCGAGAGAAUACACUCCAACAACUACCUUUUCUGCCGCUGAAACUGUGACUCCAGCUGUGGUGACUCAAAGCAAUGUUACCUCUCAUGGCCCCUAUACCGGACCGCCAGCAACUACCACCGGUGCACUCUCAACUUCGGUCUUAGCCUCUGCUAUACGCCCUCGUCCUCCUGCUCCGGGGUCAUUCAAUUACACAGCUGAUGGCAAGCUUCAUGGCCCCGAGCCUGCGCCGUUUACUCCCAACGGCGGCAUCGGGACUAAUGGUUCUGCUCCAGUAUACCGAGUCCAAAGUGACUACGACUAUCAGUCACUCGCCUUGGCUCUCUACCAGGAAUGGAUAGAACUCGACUUGUUUCACUGGGGUUUAAAGAAUUUCACGGCCAAACAGUUUGAGGCGAACGGGAUCAAUGCCAAGGACAGGUUCCUCAUUGAGUACAUGGCCGACCAGGAGAUUGGACAUGCCACUGUUCUCACCAACAUGCUCGGUCCCCAGGCACCUAAGCAGUGUACUUACAACUAUCCUGUUUCCAAUGUCCGGGAAUUCAUCGAUUUUAAUCAAAAACUUACACGGUGGGGAGAAGCGGGUGUUUACGGCUUUCUACCGCACUUGAACUCGGGGCCGGCUGCCCAGUUACUGCUCCAGAGCAUCACGAUUGAAGCUCGCCAGCAACUCAUCUUUCGUCAGUUCGGCGGGCAGUUCCCCAUGCCGGAAUGGCAUACACCUGGAAUACCCCAGAGCUGGGCAUGGUCUCUGUUAGCGCCAUACAUCUCAAGUUGCCCAUUAAACCAGACAAGACUGGUGUGGCAGAACUUCCCAGCGCUGUAUAUCCUCAAUCAGCCCAAUCCAGCUCGCAUCAAUGCCUCUGCCGCUUUCAACGAGACGACUGGCGCAAUCACCCAAAAUCGCAGCAUCCCUCUUUCAUAUCCGGGCCGCCAGGUUUUCUUGCGCUGGGACAACCCGGGGCGGUUGGUUGGACCAAACAACAGCUAUGUGACUUCUACCACGGUGAGACGGCCCAGAUUUGCGGCUUGGGUAUCGCAACUGAACGUCACAUACUCGCCACUACUCAACGUGAGCAGACGAGGCAAUACGGCGUUCACGUUCCAACCCAAUGUGUCGACAUGGGAUCAUGAUCCGGCCAUCAAUGGGACAAUGUUCCUCGCACUGACGGAUACAAACCUCCCUGUCACGCCAUACAACUUGAGUCUUAUCAAUCCUCAUGUCGCCGCUCUUGCGGUGUAUCAGGCCGGUUAG
Molecule: messenger RNA, 1326 nt
Organism: Trichoderma breve
Lineage: Eukaryota; Fungi; Ascomycota; Sordariomycetes; Hypocreales; Hypocreaceae
Product: ferritin-like domain-containing protein
Exons: 2
Coding region: 1-1326 (441 amino acids)
Source: RefSeq, a predicted model, not a curated record